UGUGUCAGAGGAGGUUGAGCUGUCUACUGUGAGGUUUAUAGAGUAGCAGACAGGGGUGCUGUCCUACAACGAGGGAAUAGAAGAGACUCUGACAAUGAACAAAAGUAGACAGUAAGAGAGAGAGACAGAAAGACAGAGAUUGAAAGAAAGUCUACAUGCAGCCAGCCUGGGACAGCUGGCCCUAUAGAGAGACAGACGUUGGACUCUAGCACUCAUUUCCUCUCUGCUCCACUGCAAGCCCAACUCCUUCAGCUCACCACUGCAUCAGGAGAGUCAGCCCAUGUGGAGAGGGAACCAGUUUCUUUUUUUCAGACACAGCAUCUAGGUCCUGAGGCAAGGAGAACUGAAGCAGAGUCCUGCAGAAUUGCUGGAGGAGGAAACAUUGCAGUAACAACUUAGAGUGUCUGUGUGAUUAUGGAUGACUCCAGCCGUCAUUUUGAGUAGAGCGUCUUCCUCCAUCAUGGUACAGCAAAGGGGACACAAAUACCCAGCAGUUAUGGACAGUGAUAUGAGCCAAGAGGUUUUCUUGGGACUGGGUGCAGAUGACAGGGAGGAGAUUUUUGGACGGUUGCCCUCCAACAAAGACCCCAACUGGUGCAAGACUCCCACGGGUCACAUCAAGAGGCCCAUGAAUGCAUUCAUGGUCUGGUCGCAGAUCGAGAGACGGAAGAUCAUGGAACAGUGGCCAGACAUGCACAAUGCAGAGAUCUCCAAACGCCUAGGCAAGCGCUGGAAACUCCUCCCCGACUAUGAGAAGAUCCCCUUCAUCAAGGAAGCGGAGAGGCUCCGGCUAAAGCACAUGGCCGACUACCCCGACUACAAGUACAGGCCCCGGAAGAAGAGCAAGAGUUCCAUUCCCGUGCGGGUUGGGGACAAGGUCCCCUUGAAGACAAGCAAGUCCCACCAGGGUGGUCGCGCAUCUGCUUCCGCAACCUCCACCGCCACCAGCAGAGGGCUCAAGAUACGAAUCCCUUCCUCCAAACACAGAGCCAGCUUCGACAGCAAUAAGUUCAAAGGUUACGAUGAGGGCAUCAGCGAUGAUGACACAGUGGAUGUAGAGUUGGCCAGUCCGAUGACGAGCCAGCCAGGAGGGCAUAGGCCAGCCGUGGGUGUCUUCCACCACCAGCAGGCUGCCAUGACCCCCGGUGCGCAGCAGACUCAGCUUGCAGCCCAGCUCAGAGUCAAAGUGUCGACCACCACCUCCAAGCUGCCUGUGGGCCUCUCCUCUGGGUCUCCAGUACCCCACAGCCUCCCAGAGUCAUCCCCCAGGGUGUCCUCUUCCUCGGAGCCUCUGGCUCCCUUCUCCUCCACCGGCCGCUCCUCCACCGGCCGUUCCUCCACCCCCACCUCCACCAGCUCCUCCUCCUUCGUGUCGUCGGCCUCCUCCGACGAGGAGCUGGACGAGGAGAUUUUGCAUAUUAUCUCCAACGCCAACUUCGACACCAUGCCUAUGGACUGCUCCACUCUGGACAAAGACUUUGACGCUACAUUUCACACCAACUCAGGAUCCCACUUCGAUUUCCCUGAUUACUGCACCCCGGAAGUGAAUGAGAUGAUAUCCGGGGACUUGCUGGUGCCCAGUAUCUCUGACCUGGUGUUCACCUACUGAGGCCCAGCAUGCCUCUACAGGAUUCUGGCUUACUGGAAGAAUAUAUACUAUUCAUAAAAGCCUGUGGUUUUUUUGGUUAUAUUAUAAAUUGGACACUUUAUUUUGUAUUUUCUCAAUCAAGUCCGUAAGUGCUAAUUCUUCACUUUUCCCAGUAUGCCACAUCCUGAGGGUCUGGUUUACAAACAGUGAAAGGUUGCUCACAUCAAGCCUUUUAUCAGAGUUCAAAUAUUCAGGCACUGAACAGAUAUGUUCUUAGUAGAGGGAUAAUAGCGCUUUCAACAGUAAACUUAUUCAGUAUUUUUUCUUCAGUUUUAACCGGAGCAUGUACAGUAGCAUUUACAUGUCUUUCAUAUGCAUUUGUUCUAUAUGAAGCAGCAUAACAACCAUGUUCUGACAUAAUCAACCAAACUCAAGGCAGCAAAUGCAGAUUCAAAUCAAAAAAUGCAUGUUAUCAACAAAUCAUCUGUAAAUAUCAAAGGGUAAAAAGGGAGAUCAUGUGAGGAAUAGUCCUUAUGUUGCAGCUAAUAGUCCUUAUGUUGCAGCUAAUAGGAAUCUGCAGCACUUGUCAUCAGGCUUUUACAGUAGCAUCAGUUAAAGCAUAGGCUCUCUCCAGGAGAGAAAUCCGCCGCAUACUCUGUAAUUAGGUAACAGCACUUUCAUCGCCUUGCUAAUAGUGCAGACUCCAAGACAUGGAGUUAAUGUAAACACAAGCCUUGUGUGUGUGCCUGAUUAAUUCCAGACAGUUGUGUGACUGUAACGGUGGAAGGUGGUUAGAGAGUAGGGCUAAGUACUGGAGGGGGAAGA
Messenger RNA from Oncorhynchus tshawytscha (Chinook salmon), 2413 nucleotides. It is a transcript of the gene sox12, whose product is annotated as SRY-box transcription factor 12. Gene Ontology annotation, molecular function: RNA polymerase II cis-regulatory region sequence-specific DNA binding; DNA-binding transcription factor activity, RNA polymerase II-specific. The coding region runs from base 419 to 1609 and encodes 396 amino acids. The record is from RefSeq and is a predicted model, not a curated record. Gene Ontology annotation, biological process: anatomical structure morphogenesis; regulation of DNA-templated transcription; cell differentiation. The transcript is spliced from 2 exons. NCBI's taxonomy places the organism in Eukaryota, Metazoa, Chordata, Actinopteri, Salmoniformes, Salmonidae.